UUAUGAGCUCUGACCAACUGUAACUAAGAACAGUAACAGAGCAUCAACCACCAUCGUCUUCCCCUCCCUUCUCCUCCUCUCAUGGGCACACUUCACACUCAACCAUCCCAAGCUCAUUUCAUGAACUCACUCUCAUCAAAACUCAAUUCAUCUCUCUUCCUUUCUUCUCCUGUCACUACUAGGCUCGUUUCGUUUCUCUGCACUCACGCGUCCUCUCCUCCCUCCAAACUUCAAUCCCUAACAACAUCGCGGAGAACCAGAUCAAAUGCCGCUUCCAGGAACAGUCUAAAGGGUUCUGAUGUUGCCGUGCUCAAGGAGAACUGGUUAGAUUCUCUAUCUUGCCCUUUACCCGAACCCUACUCUGGUUCCGGCAUGGAUUCCUCCCGGUGCUCCGUGGGUUCCGAUUUGGUAUUAGGUGUUGACCCGGAUGUUUCUGGAGCUAUAGCUGUCUUGAGAACCGAGGAAUCUGGUUUGUCUGCACAGGUAUUUGAUUCUCCACGCCUGCCAAUUCUGGUAGGAAACCGUGUUCGAAGACGCUUGGAUGCCAAGUCUAUUGUCCAACUACUUCGGGGUUUUGAUGCUCCGAUUGGAACAACUGCAUACUUAGAGCAAUCAAUCCCUUAUCCCCAGGACGGAAAACAGGGUUGGUGGAGUGGAGGAUUCGGAUAUGGAUUAUGGAUUGGAAUCCUAGUUGCCUCAGGGUUUUCUGUAGUUCCAGUUCCAUCUUCUGUGUGGAAGAAUGAAUUUCAACUCUCUGGUAGCAGUUGUCCAAAGGAUGACAGUCGGAGAGUUGCGUCAACGUUAUUUCCGUCAUUAAGCUCACAAUUGAAGAGGAAAAAGGAUCAUGGAAGAGCUGAGGCUCUACUAAUUGCUGCCUACGGCAAGGGCCUAGCGACGCUGAAGCCACCGGUUAAUGUCGAGGAAUUGGUACAUUAAAAUUGGCAGGUUAUCCAGCAGUUAGUUUUUCAAGGUUCCAACUAUGAAUUGCUGGUUUUGAUUUAACAAUACUAACAAGUAGGGUUUGAAGAAUUAAGAUAGCGUAGUGAACAUGAUGGAUCAAGAUUCUUUGCACUUUAAGCAUCUUUUUCAUCGAUUUGGCCACAAAUAUGGCUCCGACAACCAAUUGGAAUCCUAAAUUCAGAAUCUCCUUUAGAAGCAUUGAGGUAGUAAACAUCUUUUUCAUCGACUGGCCACAAAUAUGGUCCGGCAACUAAUUGGAAUCCUAAAAUCAGAAUCUCCUGUAGAAGAAUCGAGAUAUUCGAAUCUCUGAUGAUCACCAGAAACAAUUAUUGUACUGAUAUCGUUGCAAACUGGGCCCUGGACCAUCUACCUGGGACUUGUAGAUUGGCUUGUCCUCCCGAAUGCGAUAUCACGUGGUCGCAAUUGAUUGAUAGUUUAUAAUUUGUACCUCUUCUUCUUGUAUUAAAGAAGGAAAAAAUAUUUGACUAGUUGUAUGGGGAAGAUCCUCUAAGCUGUUUUAUGUGCACAAAGUGGUUUAAAGCAA
Messenger RNA from Carica papaya (papaya), 1504 nucleotides. RefSeq names its product MutS2. Lineage: Eukaryota; Viridiplantae; Streptophyta; Magnoliopsida; Brassicales; Caricaceae. The record is from RefSeq and is a predicted model, not a curated record. Gene Ontology annotation, molecular function: crossover junction DNA endonuclease activity.